AUGCCUCGAGAUGUUGAAUUAGACCAAAAUGUCUCCAUUCUCACUGUGUCCCCUAUGCGUAGACGGCAGGUUGGCGCACCAAAGAAGUACGUUAUCUCCGAUUCAGAUAGCGACAACGACAAGAUUCGGGCACCGAGCAAGGUUCAGAACUCCAAUCGUUCGCGCGGGGCAAGCCGCGUUCAGCCAGAGGAGAUGGAAAUUAUAGAUCUUUCUUCCGACUCUGAACCUGCCGAAGUGCGACUUGACUUCCCCACGACUCCAGAUAUCCGAUACGGGGAGGAUGGCAUGAUCGAUUAUAUUCCCUCCCCUAGAAAGCCCAGACCUCUUUCUCCUGCAAAGCAACUGGCGGAACCUGCACGUCGAAGGACCCUUCUGGAACCUGAUCCAGUGGAUGAAGAACUCAAGUGGGAGGUUCAGAAGGAAGCUGAGAGUGAUAUCAUAUCCGGCAUGAGAGUUAUGCGUCGCUCAAUCGGUCACAAGGAUGCCGUCGAUUCUGCAUCAGAUGUACCUCCGCCACCCUCCAGGCCUACUAAUGCUUUGGAUGUAGCUGGAGUCAUUGAUUCUACUGAAUUCGACGUGACAGAAGCUCCGCCUGCUCCUACCAAGACGCCUCGACUCAAGAAGAUGCCGGAUGCGGUGGCAGCAUUACACCGACUCGCAAUCGCCUUCUUGAAGGAAAUGGACGCGGUAGUAUUCAAAAACCGGCUUGGAAGUACAUACCUUCCAGACCUGGAACCAGCUCCAGCCGGCCCUUCCAAGCGUCGUGGCAAGAAUCAAACAGGCAUCAUCUAUGGACUAGGCUCUCGCGGAGAUUACAACGAUGGGCUCGGUUCAUAUAUAGAGCUUGUAUGGAGCAACAGAAUGGCUACGACUGCCGGACGUACUGAUUAUCGAAAAUCAUCCAAUGGAAAGACUACGACAAAGAUAGAGCUGGGUGUCAAGAUUUUGACCACGGAAGCAAAGCUAAGGAACACACUUGCACACGAGGCUUGUCAUGCUGCGACAUGGGCGAUCAGCGAAGACUUUAAGCAGCCUCAUGGAGCUACCUUCAAGAAAUGGGCAUCGCGAGUCAUGGCAGCAUUUCCCGACGUUGAGAUUACGACGAGGCACGAUUACGAGAUUGAAUACAAGUUCUCAUGGAAAUGUCUCAAUACAAACUGUGGCCAAGUGUAUCAGCGUCACUCCAACUCGAUCAAUGUUGAAAAGCAUGGCUGCCAUUGCGGCUCUCGACUUCAACCACAGUUCACCUUGCCGGCGAAGAGGGCUCGUAAGGGCGACGAGUCUCCUUCCAAAGCCAGCCGCAUGCAACUGUCAGGCGACGUCGAUGCUCUAGCACUUGCUUUGAAGGUCACUAGGCUUGAUUAG
Messenger RNA from Serendipita indica DSM 11827, 1365 nucleotides. The record is from the annotation of a GenBank genome assembly. NCBI's taxonomy places the organism in Eukaryota, Fungi, Basidiomycota, Agaricomycetes, Sebacinales, Serendipitaceae.